AUGACCACCUCAAUUCAGCCCAACAUCCACACCAUAUUCGAGCCUACGACGUGCACUUGGCAAUACAUAAUUGCCUGUCCUACCACUUCCCAUGCUGCUAUCAUCGACUCUGUCCUCGAUUUCAAUCCUAGCAGCAACACUAUCUCCACUACAACCGCCGAUUCUCUCCUAUCCCUCGUCGAGGAGCACAAAUAUACCAUCUCCCACGUACUCGAAACUCACGCUCAUGCAGACCAUCUAACUGCAUCCUACUACCUAAAGCAACGCCUCUCUCCGUCCCAGACCUCUUCUCCCAAGAUCUGCAUCGGCAAACGCAUCUCCACUGUUCAAUCAACCUUCGGUGCCAAAUUCUCCGUCCCACCCCAAGAACUUGAAAACGUAUUCGACCACCUCUGGGACGACAACGAGAAAUUCCAAAUCGGAGACUUGACUGCAGAAGUCUUGUAUCUACCAGGCCACACCCCAGACCACGUCGGAUACAAGAUCGGCGAGAACAUAUUCACGGGAGACUCGAUCUUCAAUCCCGACAUUGGGAGCGCGAGGUGCGAUUUCCCCGGUGGUGACGCGAAUGCUUUGUGGGGGUCUAUGAAUAGACUUUUUUCGUUGCCAGAGGAAGUCAAGUUGUAUACCGGACACGAUUAUCCGCCAGCGGAGAGAGGAGAGAAGGAGCUGGCGUAUACGACGGUUAGGGAUCAAAGGGAGAGGAAUAAACAUGUCAAGGUAGGGACGAAGGAGGCUGAGUUUGUGAGUUGGAGGAAAGAGAGGGAUAGUGGGCUGGGAGAGCCGAGAUUGUUGAAUGUGGCGUUGCAGAUUAAUGUUAGAGGGGGGAGGAUGCCGGGGGAUGGGAUGUUGUUGUUGCCUGUUAAAGGAGAGGGGGAUUUAGUGGGGAUGAUGAGAAGUGGGAAGUUGUGA
Mollisia scopiformis is the source of this 912-nucleotide messenger RNA. Its product is annotated as Metallo-hydrolase/oxidoreductase. Gene Ontology annotation, biological process: hydrogen sulfide metabolic process; glutathione metabolic process. Gene Ontology annotation, molecular function: sulfur dioxygenase activity. The record is from RefSeq and is a predicted model, not a curated record. Lineage: Eukaryota; Fungi; Ascomycota; Leotiomycetes; Helotiales; Mollisiaceae. The transcript has a single exon. The coding region runs from base 1 to 912 and encodes 303 amino acids.